Fundulus heteroclitus (mummichog) is the source of this 1418-nucleotide messenger RNA. It is a transcript of the gene dtnbb, whose product is annotated as dystrobrevin, beta b. The record is from RefSeq and is a predicted model, not a curated record. Lineage: Eukaryota; Metazoa; Chordata; Actinopteri; Cyprinodontiformes; Fundulidae. Gene Ontology annotation, molecular function: zinc ion binding. Gene Ontology annotation, cellular component: plasma membrane; synapse. Bases 286 to 1362 code for a protein of 358 amino acids. Gene Ontology annotation, biological process: synaptic signaling. The transcript is spliced from 11 exons.
GGCGCAUGUCAUGUGGGGUGCCUGCGCUGCCGUCCCCCGCCGCUGGGUCGCUGCUGAUGCCGAGCGGCGGAACGGCGCAGCUCGUGCGUUCCUGCGUGCGGCUACAACCGCAGUUGCCGAGCUCGAGGCGACUGAAACCGGAGAGGAGCUGGAAAUAUGAUGACGGAAGCACCGAGUGGUUCCUCGGCAUCCCGACAGCUGUAACGUCGGCGGAAAACACCCGCGGAUCCAUCAGAGGUUCGACCUUCAGAGCAUCACUUUGCUUGAUAUCUCCUCAGCAGCAGAAUGAUCGAGGAAGGCAGCAAACGAGGCAAGGCCAUGGUCGAGAAGAGACAGCUCUUCAUGGAAAUGAGAGCACAAAACUUUGAUGUUAUUAGAUUGUCAACUUAUAGGACUGCCUGCAAACUCCGGUUUGUCCAAAAGAGAUGCAACCUCCAUCUGGUCGACGUCUGGAACAUGAUCGAAGCUUUCCGAGACAACGGGCUCAACACGCUGGACCACCACGCGGAGAUCAGCGUGUCGCGGCUCGAGACUAUUCUGUCUUCCAUCUACUACCAGCUCAACAAGCGGCUGCCCACCACGCACCAGAUCAACGUGGAGCAGUCCAUCGGGCUGCUGCUGAACUUCAUGGUGGCCACCUAUGACAGUGAAAGUCAUGGGAAGCUGACCGUUUUCUCAAUGAAAGCCAUGCUGGCAACGAUGUGCGGAGGAAAAAUCGUGGACAAGCUGCGCUAUAUUUUUUCACAGAUCUCUGACUCAAGUGGAAUCAUGGUGUUUGCAAAGUUUGACCAGUUCCUCCGGGAGGUGUUGAAGCUCCCCACAGCCGUGUUCGAGGGCCCGUCCUUUGGCUACACGGAGCAUUCGGUGCGGAUGUGCUUCCCUCAGCAGAAGAUCAUGUUGAACACGUUCCUGGAUGUGUUGAUGGCCGACCCUCCUCCUCAGUGUCUUGUAUGGUUACCACUCAUGCACCGACUUGCUAAUGUUGAAAAUGUCUUCCAUCCGGUCGAAUGUUCUUAUUGCCGGAGUGAGAGCAUGAUGGGUUUUCGCUACCGGUGCCAACAGUGCCAUGGCUACCAGCUCUGUCAGAGCUGCUUCUGGCGCGGCCACGCCAACGGCCCCCAUAGUAACCAACACCAAAUGAAGGAGCACUCGUCCUGGAAGUCUCCGGCCAAAAAGCUGAGCCACGCAAUCAGUAAAUCUUUGGGCUGCGUCCCCAUCGGAGAGCCGCCGCACCCCGUGUUCCCCGAGCAGGCCGAGAGACCUCAGGAGCUCCCCCACACCGUUCAGCCGAAAGCGGCGACCGUCAACAUGAACGACACAUUGCUCAUGACCUCUGGGGCACCCACUCCUACCAAAAGGUAAGCAUAACCAAGAGCCUGGUGUCUUUUUUGAAAAUGUAACUUGAAUAUCCUCAAAAA